GCUUGACACUCCCUAAUUGCGCUCAAGGGCAGUGUUGCCAGGUGUGAGUGUUUACGUAGAAAUUGAGUACCUUUUAGCUUCUUUGGCAGGUUGAUAUCUUUUGUUGUCUGGUUGGAGUUGGCUAUUUUGCUUACAUUAGAUCAUGUAUGGUUACAUAAAGGGAUUUUCAGUGAUUCUGAUUAAGAAACACAAAAUAUUUAAUUGCUGCUUUUCUUUUACUGUUGAAAAUUAGGCCGUUUUAAGCUUCCUUAAAUGGCCAUUUGGGGUGAAUUUCUCAUGCAGAUAUGGCAACCUGGAUAAAGGAGUCAAUCUGACUCAUACCUAGCACUGAGUGGAGAGAACUGCUUUGCUUUCUGUACCUUCAUCUGUGGAAGUGAAUCAAUGGUUUUCUUUAUUCUUCUUUUAAUGAUCUGUGAAAUUUGUUUAGAAUUGAAGAGUUCCAGACAUGGAGGCCAAAGAGGAGAUCAGUGACACAGACAGUGGGAUUAUUCUGAAUUCCGGACUGGACAGUCCUAUUAUUGUAAACAAGGAUGUGAGUACGCACACUCGGGCUGUAAAGUUAAAAAGGCAGUCAUUACAGGACAGACUUGAGCUGUGCAUUCUAGAGCUGAAGAAACUCUGUAUUAGAGAGGCUGAGCUCACUGGACAUUUGUGCUCAAACUACCCUCUGUUGCCUGGAGAGAAACCUCCACAGAUACGCAAACGCAUUGGUGCUGCUUUUAAGUUGGAUGAGCAAAGCAUCCUGCACAGCAAUGAGGACUCAGAACUAUGCUCAGUGGAGGCUAAACUGGCCCUGCAGCAACAGAUCUACAUAGCAGCACACAGGCUGUGCCAUGAAGAGCACCUGAGCAAAGCAGUAAAGAAAAGCAGAGUACAACAGUGCAAGCAUGAGGAGCAGAAACUUAAGGAGCUCCAAGAUUCCAUAUUCCAACUACGUCUCAAACACAGACACUUCUCACCACUACCUAGUAUAACCACACAAAAACAUAAGGACUCUUUCUGUCAAUAUCAUGGCUUUUCAGAUAACAGUUCACUGUCAGAUUCUGCAGUGUUAGAUGAAGAAGAGCUGAUGAGCCAGUCAUCCAUGACUUCGUCUAAACCCCCCUCUAUUACAGAGUUUUAUUCAGUGGCCCAAGGCCCUUCCCGUCUUUAUUUAAAUUCAUUUGGUCCCCUGUUUCAUCCCUCUGACCCAAGUCCCAGCCAACAACAACCACCUCUCCAGAAUUUGGACCAUUGUCACAGCCCCUUGCUGGAGUAUGACCCUGCUCCCAUCCAGAAUUCCCCUUGGAAGGAGUCAAGUCUUGAUCAGCCUUACCAGAAACAGAAGUCGUCUCACUCCAGUAGUACUAGCUCCAGAGUUCCCAUUAGUGAUCCAACAAAUGCAGAGAGAGAAAGAGGCCGGUCACCUGGUCCCCGAAGACUGACCAAUAUUAUUUUGACGGAAUCAGAAUACUCUCCUUUAACAUUGCCGAUGGGAAGCCAACUACACCACUCCAGCGCAGAGGAGAGUAACUUUGAGCACUCGUUGACUCCAAUCUAUACUGGCUCACCAUGCCAGGAGCUGUUAGAUGAGCCAGAGCAACUAUGCCAUACCCAGCACAGAUACCACUACCCUAAUCACAUCUCACUGUCUUAUGUAACUCAUACCUACUCAAAAAACCCCUUAGCUCAGAUUUCCCCCAGGCUCUACAGAGCACAUAUAGAUGAGGGAAGAGGCUAUGAUAUGGAAUGGAGUAGAAUGGAUCUCAGACGACAGCCUUCUCCUUGCCCCAGUGUUCACUAUGAGCAGUGGUACAAUGAGGUGCCACUAUAUCAGCAACAGGACAGACUGAUCCCCUGCCACCUGAAGCUAUCUCGUGCCCCAUCCUUCAAAGAGUACCCCCGGCACCCAGGCAAAGCUCUUCCACGACAGGUGGUCACAGACGAGCUGAAGUCAUGGCAUCAGCGCUGCCAGCUGCGGCCACGGUCUUUAGACAGACAGUGUGCUGUGCGCAUUCGGAACCUGCCCUUACAUGACUCACCACUCUCGCAUCAGCAGGCCAAUCAUGAUCAGGUCUCCCAAAGCACUACAGAGAGAAAAGCAGUGAAAUGGUAUGAAGAAAAAGAGAUUGUCAGCCAAGUUUAGCAAAAGGCUAUAUAGUCAUAGUCAUAUUUGUUUUAAUUUAUUGACUAAAAAUGUCAGUGGUUGUAUAUGUAGUUUGGUUGAGUUUCUAUAUUUUCAAAUCUGUAAAAACAAAUAUUUUUUACUUCUUUUUGAACUUCUGUGAAAAAUGUUGGUAAUAAAAUGUUGUUUCCAAUUUGCCAUUUUAACAAUUUAGCAAACUGAUUUGAUACUAAGAGUAGGUUUUAUGAGUUAUAUUUUUCUUUGUCAGUCUAUGUUGCUACUGAUGCAAAUAAAAUGGAAAGGACCGUCCUUGAAGGCUUAAAAUCUCAUAAUAACCCUUGUUUUAUAUCAUUUUUUUUAAUACAAUCAAUAAUACAUUUGAUUAUUGCAAAUGUACAAAAUACGAAACAUUUUUCUGGAAUUUUAGGUGCAAAAAUUAAUUGGAAAAAUUAUUGCAUUAAAACAUGAGAGUAAAAUAAUAAAUACUUUUCUCCAAAGUAUAUUUGCAAUAUUAAACAUCCUUUAAACAUGUAAUAACAAUGUUCAUUCCUGAAAGAAAAUUUUAUUUGCUCUUAGUAAUCAUGUUUUUAACUAUGAGCUGUUUCCCUAAUGAAUACAAAUGAGUUUGUACACUUUUUUUGAAAAAGGCACAGCCUGUUAGCCUGUUGAUGGAUUAUAAAAAAAUAAUACAAGCAGUUAAAAUACCUUAAGUAUAAGUAGGAGCACCACAAAAAGGUUCCUCCUGUCUGAAAUGGGAAUUUGACAGGAAUUAGACACAUGAGAACAUUGUCCCCCUAAACAGAAAAGGUACUUGUGGAAAAAGAUGAUUUUGAACUAUACAAUUUAGUUGAGAAGCAUUGUAGUAACUAUACUCCAAAAGGAACCGGUCCUCAUCUGGGUGCCACCAGAUAGUUAUUAUAAAAUAAUUUACCUUUUAAAUCUGUCUACUCCCUGGACAAAAAAGUGCAAUUGAGUAACACGUAAAUUCAUUCUAGUUCAAGUCUAUGUUAUUGAACUCAAAUGAAGACUUGAUUGCAAAAUUGUUUGUGGCAAUUGCAGUCCAAAGAUACAACAGACACCUACAAAUUACAUCUAGUAACCAUCUAGGCCACCAUUGUCUCAGGCUUGUUCAUUAAAGAUAAAUUAAAAUUUUCUUUAAA
This is a messenger RNA of Tachysurus vachellii, 3264 nucleotides long. It is a transcript of the gene inavab, whose product is annotated as innate immunity activator b. The transcript has 9 exons. NCBI's taxonomy places the organism in Eukaryota, Metazoa, Chordata, Actinopteri, Siluriformes, Bagridae. The coding region runs from base 446 to 2125 and encodes 559 amino acids. The record is from RefSeq and is a predicted model, not a curated record. Gene Ontology annotation, biological process: adherens junction maintenance; positive regulation of protein ubiquitination.